CAUAUAUAUCUAUGGUGUAUCAUGCGUGGUAGUAGAAGUCGCCCGUUUAAUGAUUAAAACAUUAUUGGAAAUAUUUAUCAAUACUUGCAUACUUUGGUUAAAUAUUGAGUGCUAAAGGAAGCAUGGAUGACGAAGAGGAAACAUAUAGACUUUGGAAAAUUCGCAAGACCAUCAUGCAGCUGUGCCACGAUCGAGGCUACUUGGUGUCGCAGGAAGAGUUGGAUCAGACCCUGGAGGAGUUCAAGAUGAAGUUUGGAGAUCAACCCCGACGCACAGACCUCAACGUGCUGGUGGCGCACAAUGAUGACCCCACUGACCAGAUGUCUGUGUUUUUCCCUGAGGAGCCCAAGGUGGGGAUUAAGACGAUUAAGAUGUACUGUCAGAAGAUGCAGGAGGAGAACAUCACGAGAGCCAUCAUAGUCGUUCAGAUGGGCAUGACGCCGUCUGCCAAACAGUCUUUAGUGGACAUGGCACCUAAAUACAUACUGGAACAGUUUCUACAGCAGGAGUUGCUCAUCAACAUCACGGAACAUGAGCUUGUGCCAGAACAUACUGUGAUGACAAAAGAGGAAGUAACCGAACUUCUGGCAAGAUAUAAACUGAAGGAGAGUCAGUUGCCCAGGAUCCAGGCUGGGGACCCCGUGGCUCGCUACUUUGGCCUAAAAAGAGGACAGGUUGUGAAGAUCAUCAGGCCGAGUGAAACCGCUGGAAGGUACAUCACCUACAGGCUGGUGCAGUGACAGGUAAUGCUCGAGAUCGCCGCAAUCAUUUUGGAGGAGCAGUAGAGAAGAAAACAGAUGUUCCACUCACCAAUAAAUUCUAUGCUUGUGUAUUUCAUUUUUGUUAUGUUUUGCGAAUAAACAAUUAAAAACCAAAAUAAAUAUAUCGUUUUAU
Molecule: messenger RNA, 894 nt
Organism: Entelurus aequoreus (snake pipefish)
Lineage: Eukaryota; Metazoa; Chordata; Actinopteri; Syngnathiformes; Syngnathidae
Gene: polr2eb
Product: RNA polymerase II, I and III subunit E, b
Exons: 8
Coding region: 123-740 (205 amino acids)
Biological process (GO): DNA-templated transcription
Cellular component (GO): RNA polymerase II, core complex; RNA polymerase I complex; RNA polymerase III complex
Molecular function (GO): DNA-directed RNA polymerase activity; DNA binding
Source: RefSeq, a predicted model, not a curated record